Myzus persicae (green peach aphid) is the source of this 2004-nucleotide messenger RNA. Its product is annotated as probable vesicular glutamate transporter eat-4. NCBI's taxonomy places the organism in Eukaryota, Metazoa, Arthropoda, Insecta, Hemiptera, Aphididae. Gene Ontology annotation, biological process: monoatomic anion transport; transmembrane transport. The record is from RefSeq and is a predicted model, not a curated record. The transcript has 3 exons. The coding region runs from base 1056 to 1892 and encodes 278 amino acids. Gene Ontology annotation, molecular function: transmembrane transporter activity.
UGCAAUGACGUUCCAGACAGCGUUGAUAUCGUCCCACGGCCAGGUAAUGGUGGCACUCUUGAUAGGCGUCUUCCUGGUCAUGGCUAGCCGGACCCACUACAAUCAGAUGGUGGUAAGUGCCACCGGUGCUCGUCACACAUAUUCCGCGAUGAACGUCAUCUACCAAGUGGCGUACUUGGUCGUUCAGCUACCGACAGGCAUGUUCGCGGACCGCUUGAACUCGGUGACCAUGUUGGCUAUCAUCGUCGCCGGGCUGGCUAUCACGUUAGCCGCCUCACCAUUCGCGCUGAUCGGCCUCUCGACAUGGUCGUGGACACCAUUUUUGUCUGCCAUCCCCGCCCUGGUGACCGGCGCUCUUUACGCCGUCAACGGUGCUCUGGCCGGUUCCUGGUGGCCGUUCAUGAACGUCAUGCUGUCUAACUGGGCACCGCCUGAAAAACUGGCGUACAUGUACUCCACCAUCAAUACAGGUAUACCCGGUGGCAUCGUGGUCGGAAACAUGUUUACCGGUUUCUUCUAUGCGGUGCAAGGUACCGAUUUCGGUUACAGCUUUUUCGUCAUAUCCGUUAGUAUAUUUUUAUGUACAUUAUGUCUGCCAACCAAAGCAGUACUUGAAGGGAUAAUAUCCAUCAUAAAAAUAUAUAUUAUUCAUAAAAAUAAUGAUAUUCGAGCUAAGCAAUUAACGCCCAAGUGUUUUAAGUUCUCCACCUCCCACCCACCACAAAAAAAUCUUUUUUUUUGAUACAAUGUUUACAUUAAUUAUUGAUUAUAUUAUGUAUUAUAUCGUAAUGCAGUUAAAAAUACUUCUGAAAUUUAUUUCGAACGGGGGUUGAAUAAAUUGUCCCAAUAGUAUAUAUACAAGUUUAUUAAAAAAUUUAUUUUAAUUAGAUACUUUUAUUUGUUUAACUGUUCGGGACCGAAGUUAGUCUGAUAUAAAUACUAAAAUAAUAUCUAUUAAUACUCGCUAUGACACCGCGGCGUAAAUCUCGGCUAUCUACGGUAAUAUUGUCGUGAUAUUUAUAUGAUCGGACUCUGUUUCAACAUAGGCAAUAUGCAUGACGUGGAGCAUUGUCUGGUCUGUGAUGUUCCACCAUUAUCCGUCCGACGACCCGGGUGUCCGGCCAUCCGAACUCGAACGCUUGACCACCAGCGUCCACCCGAAAGCAAAACUUCCGGUGCCGUGGGCGGAAAUCGUCACUUCGUUGCCCGUGUGGACGGUGAUGUUGGCCAAUUUUGGUUCGACUGUGCUCUAUGUGGUCCUCAUAAUGUACAUGCCUGUGUAUCUUAAGUACACAAUGAAAGUGGAUAUCUCGCAAAACGGUUUCAUGUCCAUGAUGCCGCCGCUCGGCCAAAUGGCCGUUAUGUACGUAGCCGGGAGGUGGGCAUCAUUAAUCCAGGCCAAAGAUUGGAUGGACGUCUCAGCCAUCAGAAAAGUAAAACUAAAAUCCACUGUCGACUACGACAUAAUUGAGAAUAAAACACCUUUUGUUUUUAGUUGUAUCGGUAUGGCGGUGCCAGCAAUCCUACUUUUGGUCGCUACGGCUAUACCGAAUAGUUACAUCUUCUACAGUAUUUUAGUAGCAUCUUAUUCCUUGUCUGGUGCGGUGUUUUCCGGUUUCCGGGUCAGUCAGAUGGAAAUGGCUCCAAACUUCGUGGCUGUGAUCACAGCCCUUGGUGAUAUUUUUGGCAGCCUAGCAAUGAACCUUACUCACAUAGCGUUCAUUGUGACCAUUGGGGAUUCUUCCAAUCAAAGGGUAUGGAACGAAAUAUGUUGGUGUCUGAGCUUAAUACUCAUUGCGAGUCUUGUCCCGUUCAUCUUGUUCGGGAGUAGCAAAAUACAAUCGUGGAAUACACCCAAAAAAUCAGAAACAAAUGAAUCAAUUGCAAUAUAAUGCCACGUGUAGGAAUAAUAAUGAUAUAUCGUCAAUUACGGGCGUGGCCUGUUUAAAACUGUAAUUAAUUAAUUAAUUAAUAAUUUGUAUAUCAAUAAAGCUCAUCCGAUAA